UGCAGUGGCACUAGCUUUGCAGAUUGUCAAACUGCGGGGCGAGUAGCCGCCGAGGGGACGUAAACCCAAUAAUCGGUGCCACAGGGCCAACUAUCAGUGCGGCUCCAGUAUAGAAAUCUGACACGAGCAUACAUGCGCACUGCAGUCUAUAGUCAACUCGAGUCUCCUCCGACCGAGCCACAUGCAGCAGUACCUAUCAAGACUUCAGCCUUCCCCAGUUCCUGUUUCCGCCGCAGCUUUUUCCACCCGAUUUUGGACCAAAACAUUGCCGCUGCAUCAGACUCCAACUUCGUCAGGCCCCAUCGCUCGGAGCCCGCGGAAGCCUGGUGUGUCAAGUGAAGGAGCCAGGCCAAACACAUGAGGUAAGCUGGACAGACAGGAGGAAGCCGGAGGAAGACGUGACACGUAUAGACCAGGGGCAACCAGCAAGGGGCUAGGAGUGGAACGAUAACCGACACCUUCACGAAAGCGAGAGGUGGAGCCCUCAGCAGGACAGGGCAGGAACAACAGCAAGGGGCGUUGGUCUGUGAAAGUCAUGCUCUAGCACAAGGAGAGGGGGCUGAUCCUCACCAGAGAUACACUCGUCUCCCCAAAAAACCCUCCUCUCUCUCACCACCUCCCUCCCACUGCCCCUGCACUGCGGUGCCAGUGAGGAUGCCCAGGCGGCUAUUGUGACGGGGUCGCGACGGUGUGUGUAGGCAGGCAGGCUGAGCUACGAUGCGGCCCUGGGCGGGCUCCUGGCGCUGGGUCACCCUGGUACUGCUGGCGUGGGGCACGCUGCUCUUCUACAUCGGGGGCCACCUGGUGAGGGACAGUGAGCACCCAGAGAGGUCCAGCAGAGAGCUAUCCAAGAUCCUGGCCAAGCUGGAGCGCCUCAAGCAGCAGAACGAGGACCUGCGACGCAUGGCUGAGUCCCUCAGGAUACCUGAGGGCCAGGUAGAAGAGGGAGGGGCCCUGGCUGUGGGGAGGCUACGCUCCCUGGAGGACCAGCUGACCAGAGCCAAGCAGAAGAUCCACAGCUUCCAGAGACUGACCGGAGAUGGUCCAGGCCCAACCCAGGAGGAGCUGAGGCGGAGGGUGGAGAACGGUGUGAGGGAGCUCUGGUACUUUGUCCGCAGCGAGGUGAAGAAGCUGGGCCACGUGGAGGCUGGGGAGAGGCCCAGACAGGCUGACACCCUGAUACAAGACCUGGGACACCAGCAGAGGUCUAUCAUGACAGACCUGUACUACCUCAGCCAGGCUGACGGAGUCGGAGACUGGAGAGUGAAGGAGGCCAGGGACCUGUCUAACCUGGUGCAGAACAGGAUCACCUACCUACAGAACCCUCAGGACUGCAGUAAGGCAAGGAAGCUGGUGUGUAACAUCAACAAGGGCUGUGGCUACGGCUGUCAGCUGCACCACGUGGUCUACUGUUUCAUGAUCGCCUACGGCACACAGCGCACCCUCAUCCUGGAGUCCUACAACUGGCGCUACGCCACGGGCGGCUGGGAGACCGUCUUCCACCCCAUCAGCAACUCCUGUACUGACCGUACCGGGGUGUCUAUAGGACACUGGUCAGGUAGGCAUGGUGAGGCCCAUGACAAGGACAUCCAGGUGGUGGAGUUACCCAUCGUGGACAGCCUGCAACCCCGCCCCCCCUACCUGCCCCUGUCCAUCCCUGAAGACCUAGCCCAGCGCCUCCACCGGCUCCAUGGUGACCCGUCCGUGUGGUGGGUGUCUCAGUUUAUCAAGUACCUGGUCCAUCCUCAGGCCUGGCUGGAGAAGGAGAUCCAGGAUACCACAGCCAAGCUGGGUUUCAGGCACCCCAUCAUAGGGGUCCAUGUUCGGCGGACAGAUAAGGUGGGGACGGAGGCAGCAUUCCACCCUAUAGAGGAAUACAUGGUUCACGUGGAGGAACAGUUCCAAUACAUGGCCCGACGCAUCCACGUGGACAAGAAACGAGUCUACCUGGCAACAGAUGACCCAUCACUACUGCAAGAGGCUAAGACCAAGUACCCAGACUAUGAGUUCAUCAGUGAUAACUCCAUCUCAUGGUCAGCCGGUCUGCACAACCGCUACACCGAGAACUCUCUUAGAGGAGUGAUCCUAGACAUACACUUCCUGUCACAGACCGACUUCCUGGUCUGCACCUUCUCCUCACAGGUGUGCCGUGUGGCCUACGAGAUCAUGCAGACGCUGCACCCAGAUGCCUCCUCCUUCUUUCACUCACUAGACGACAUCUACUACUUCGGGGGCCAGAACGCCCACAACCAGAUCGCCAUAUACCCCCACCAACCCCGCAGCCCAGAGGACGUACCCCUGGAGCCCGGUGACAUCAUCGGCGUGGCAGGGAACCACUGGGACGGCUACUCGAAAGGGGUCAACCGUAAAAUUGGGCGCACCGGCCUCUACCCGUCCUACAAAGUGAAGGAGAAGAUCGAGGCCGUAAAGUACCCCACGUACCCCGAGGCGGACAAGCUGCUCUCAAACUCUCAACGGAAGUGAAGAAGAAAGGGAAGGAGGAAAAGAGAGAGAGAGAGACAGAGAGACACUCAGAAUCAGUUACACGUUGCGAACAGAGAGAACAGUGGAAAGGGGUAAAGAGAUGGUGGUGAUUAGACUGCACUGAGAGUGUGUGUGUGUGUAUAUGUGUAUGUGGAUCUGUAAGUUGCGGAAUCUUGCACCUGCCACCACCCCGUCCCGAUGCACACAGAUGGGUUAUGUAGAGAAAUAGGAAUGAACAUUGAUUUCAAACGAGCCUGAAAACAAUUAAAGGUCCGUAGCCGACAACGCUCACUCUCCAAGGCGGACUGGGAAUUGACUAUCCAAUCAGGGCAAGCCUUGGAUCGAUAAAAAUAAUAUUUGAAAAGCCUUGGAUCGAUGACUGGAAAACAAUUAUAAACUAGAAAAAAUAACUUGUUUUCAUUUUUAUUAAAUUAUUUUUUUGUUUUAAA
This is a messenger RNA of Coregonus clupeaformis (lake whitefish), 2933 nucleotides long. Its product is annotated as alpha-(1,6)-fucosyltransferase. Gene Ontology annotation, biological process: protein N-linked glycosylation. The transcript is spliced from 10 exons. Gene Ontology annotation, cellular component: Golgi cisterna membrane. The coding region runs from base 718 to 2484 and encodes 588 amino acids. Lineage: Eukaryota; Metazoa; Chordata; Actinopteri; Salmoniformes; Salmonidae. Gene Ontology annotation, molecular function: glycoprotein 6-alpha-L-fucosyltransferase activity; protein binding. The record is from RefSeq and is a predicted model, not a curated record.